Molecule: messenger RNA, 1227 nt
Organism: Rotaria sordida
Lineage: Eukaryota; Metazoa; Rotifera; Eurotatoria; Philodinida; Philodinidae
Source: the annotation of a GenBank genome assembly
UUUGAUAGACAAAUGUACAAAAAGGUAUGUCCCUAUAGAUAGUGGUGAUAAAAUACUUUCUGUUGAAAAACAUUGAUCUGUUGGAUAGUUGUCGAAGAGUUUUUAUUUAACAGAUUUCUGCUUCCCAACCUCCCACAUAAGUUGUCUGGUCAGAUGGAACUCAGAUUCGACCUGCCCACAUUGUUUUGUUCUCACAUUGAUCGUCAACGAAUUAGUGAAGUGCGGACACACAAGUAUUCAAACGCAGACAAUCUAUGUUUGCUGAACUUUUCUCUAUGAGAAAGAGAAUAUACUUUUACGUACAUGUUUGCAAUUUUUUAGGAUGAUAAUUUACCUCAUUUGAAAUGUUUCUCAUUAAUAUAUUAUAAGAAAACUGAUGCGUACGAUAAUCGAAUACUUCCUCUUCUUCGUCGUAUGACAUAUUUGGAAAAAUUAACAUUAUAUCUUCGUUUGCAUAAUCGAAAUAUAUUUGUUAAUGGUACUCAUCUUCAUCGAGAAAUUCUUAUGCAUAUGUCACAACUUCAUACAUUCAUUUUUUAUAUAAGUACGGAAAUUGAAAUCAAUGAUUCAAUUGAUCAUUUAUCUGAUAAUGAUAUUCAACAAACGUUUACAAAUAUAGGUUAUCAUCGAAUAGCUUGUGCUAUGAUGUGGACUGACGACGACGAUUCCGAUGAAGAUCAACAACAGAAUACAUAUCGAAACAAUGAUCAAAUAACACAAGGAUAUUCAAAUAAAGGAAAAAAAGACAAAUGUAAUUGUCGUCGAGGAUGUUCAAAACGUUCUUGUUGUUGUUUUAAAUUUGGUAGUGGAUGUAACACAUCAUGUGGAUGUGGCACAUCUUGUCAAAAUAUGUUUAAUUAUCUGGAUUAUUUCUUUGGUGAAGAUGGAGCAUAUAAUGCAAAUUCUUGUUUUACAAAAUGGCUUAUCAAACAUGCUAAAAAUGCAGAUGAAUUAAAAAUGAUUGAUCGAGAGAAAUUACAUCGAUCUAUCAUGCAAUCUCCAAGUUAUCAAAAAGUACGUAAGGAUGAAGAAUUUGCUGAUUGGAUGAAACAAUGGUGUAAAAUUAGUGAAUACGAAGAAAUAGAACAUAUUCAAAAAUUUUUUCGAAUGCUUGUAUCAAAUGAUACAUCAAAUUAUUAUUAUUCAUUUUGUUAUAAUGAUGUACGUCGAAACGAUCCUCAUGGAUUUUAUAAUAAAUGUCAAAAAUCUUGGUAUUAUAGAGAAUGA